AUGUUUUACGAAUUAAAGAAAGAACAUAUUGAUUUACAUUAUUAUUUAGCCUCAGAUGAUAAAGCAAAAGUCAAUGUUGGUAUACCUGUUAUAAGGCAUAUAUUCCAAAUAAUUCAAUCAAUUGCUAAACUUUUAGAAAUAGAAGAUUAUGAUUUUUCAAUUAUAAAUGGAGAAUCAGAUGAGAACCCACAAUAUCUUAAAAAUAUAUAUCAGUAUUGUCACUUAUUCAAAAAACUAGAUCUUAAUUAUAUAACUAUAUGUACUCACGCUUUAUAUCAAUCUGUAUUUAAUCCUGUUGAAAGAGCUAUGGCAACCUUAUCCAAAAAGUUAGCAGAAAUUUCUUUUCCUAUUGAUAAAUUUGACAAGUAUCUUGAUUUUCAAGAAAAAGUUGUUGAUCAAGAGCUUGGACUACAAAAUUUCUGA
Molecule: messenger RNA, 423 nt
Organism: Funneliformis geosporum
Lineage: Eukaryota; Fungi; Glomeromycota; Glomeromycetes; Glomerales; Glomeraceae
Source: the annotation of a GenBank genome assembly